Bufo gargarizans (Asiatic toad) is the source of this 7759-nucleotide messenger RNA. RefSeq names its product collagen type X alpha 1 chain (gene COL10A1). The coding region runs from base 188 to 2194 and encodes 668 amino acids. Gene Ontology annotation, cellular component: basement membrane. Gene Ontology annotation, molecular function: protein binding. NCBI's taxonomy places the organism in Eukaryota, Metazoa, Chordata, Amphibia, Anura, Bufonidae. The transcript is spliced from 3 exons. The record is from RefSeq and is a predicted model, not a curated record.
GGAAAAACGAAAUUCCUGAGCAAAGCAAAGCUUGCAGAUCAGAGUGGCCAGGCUGUGGUGAUGUUCACAUCUGAGACAUAGACAGACCCAAUGAGAGUGGAUUUGGGGCUGACCUGCGUAAGCAAGUGCUAACAGGAACUGGACAAUUAGAACCCUCUUCAUUCUGCAACAGAACAAGUUUGACAGCAUGAAUUUACAAAGCAGCAUCUUCUUGCUUUUGCUUUUUCCACAUUUUGUCCACACAAUUGACUAUUUUCCUGAAAGGCAUCCAAAGCAAUCCAGUGUAAAAGGACCGCCGCCUUUCCUACCAUUCAAUGCAAAAAGUCAAGUUAUUCCAAGUGGGCUUGAGCAGGGGCCACCAGGUCCCCCAGGACCAAUUGGUCCGAGAGGUUUGCCUGGACCACCAGGACCUCCAGGAAAGCCAGGUUAUGGAACACCUGGGUCACAAGGAGCUCAAGGAGUACCCGGACCCCCUGGAUUCUCCUCUAUUGGAAAACCAGGACAACCAGGAAUACCUGGAAAGCAUGGGGAACGUGGAGAACAAGGAGUGAAAGGUGACAUUGGACCUAUUGGUCUUCCUGGGCCAAGAGGACUACAGGGACCACCUGGAUUACCUGGACCAGCUGGAAUUUCUGCAACUGGAAAUCCAGGUCCUCAAGGAGCAGUAGGAAACCCUGGGCCAAGAGGAGUUCCUGGAUUUAAAGGUGAACCUGGUAUGCCUGGUAUUAAUGGACAAAAAGGACCAAAUGGCUAUGGACUUCCAGGUCAACCAGGUGAGAGAGGACCUUCUGGUAUGCCCGGGCCACCUGGUCCUCAAGGGCUCAUUGGAAUAGGCAAACCUGGCGCAAAUGGUUUUCCUGGACAACCUGGAAAUGUAGGUGAAAGAGGCCUACCUGGUGUACCAGGGAUACAAGGUCUACCUGGGCCUCAAGGACUACCUGGACAACCUGGACCAACUGGAAUUGGUAAGCCUGGAAUAAAUGGUGCUCCCGGUCUUCCAGGGCCAUCUGGACCUAAAGGACAUCCAGGACUCCCAGGCAUGCCCGGCCCUCAAGGGAUGCAGGGCUAUGGGAAGCCAGGCUUACCUGGAGUAAAAGGGUUAAGAGGAAUUGAAGGUAUCCCUGGGAAUCCUGGGAUAAAAGGAGACCAGGGAGAAAUAGGCCAUCCAGGACAGCCAGGGAUGCCAGGUUUGCCAGGAAUUGCAGGUGUACAGGGACAUAGAGGGCUUCCGGGAGAAGCUGGCUUUUCAGGGCAUAAAGGUGAUAUUGGUCCAAAAGGUUCUCCAGGGGCACCUGGACCUAUUGGUGAAAGAGGUUUAGCUGGUUUAGAUGGAAAACCAGGCUACCCAGGUGAGCCAGGACUUUCUGGACCCAAAGGGAUUCCAGGGAUUCCGGGGCAGAAAGGAGAAAAGGGUAUUGUAGGACCACCUGGGGUGCCUGGAAUAACUGGUCCAAUAGGCCCCAGAGGGGAAGCUGGUUACAGUGGAGAACAAGGUCCAAGAGGAGCUACAGGCAUACCAGGUAUGAGAGGGCAAACAGGAGCACCAGGGAUUCCAGGUCUUCAUGGUCAAAAGGGUGAACAAGGUGUUCCUGGUUUACCAGGUCCAGCUGGUAUUGCAACAAAUGGCAUGCAAGGACCAAUGGGACCACCUGGAAUUCCUGGUUCAAAAGGGAUCAAUGGUGAGCCAGGAUUACCAGGGCCACCAGGUCCACCAGGCCUACCUGGUCAGUUCAUAAUGCCACAUCAAAUGCCAGAUGGCUAUGCAAAAUCAGGGCAAAUUCAAGGUCUAAGGGAGAUUCGGGUGUCAGCAUUUACUGCUAUUCUUUCCAAAGCAUUUCCAGCAGUUGGAAUACCCAUAAAAUUUGACAAAAUCUUAUAUAACACACAAAAUCACUAUGAUGUCCGAACUGGAAUUUUUACAUGUAGGAUACCAGGGCUAUAUUAUUUUUCUUACCAUGUGCAUGUGAAAGGCACAAAUAUUUGGGUGGCAUUGUAUAAAAACGGUACACCAUUAAUGUAUACAUAUGCUGAAUACAAAAAAGGGUACCUUGACGAGGCAUCUGGUAGUGCUGUCAUAGAUCUUACUGAAAAUGAUCAAGUUUGGCUACAGUUACCUAGUGCAGAAUCUAACGGUCUAUAUUCCUCUGACUACAUACAUUCCUCUUUCUCAGGUUUCUUAUUUGGCCUAACAUGAUACAUUAUACAUUCAAUUUUAAACCUGAUGCUUGAAAAUUGGUGUUAUUUUAACAAAUUAUUUUUUGUAGAGGGGGGUGAUAUGAGUAUAAUACAGUGCAUUGUAUUUUUUGUUUUAGUUGCAUGGGUAAUUGCUGUAUGUUUUUUUUCCUUAUUUUUAUUUUAUUUUAUUUGAAUGAUACUAGGAAUCCAAACCUGGCACUUUACUUCAUUGACAUGUCAGCCAUAUAAGGUGCUCAGCCAAAUACAUAUUUAAAGUGUACCCAACCUUUCAACAAACUUUGCAUUUAUCAAUAGUAAAGCAUGUGUACAUGAGGAAUAACAAUAUUUCUGGCCAUUAUAUGACUUGUAUCUGGCAGUAUCUGGCACUUUUUAGCAGUUUUCUUAUCUGUAUGCUAGAUCAUCAGUUUGUAGUUUUCCCAGACCUGAUGGGUGGGGGCUAGCUCCCAUCCACUGCACACAGAAAGUAAAGAAGAGUCGGCUUUAUAACUUUCUCACACUCACUCAAAAGCAGCCUUAGGAUCAUUAAAUACAUUACAGAGUACUGACCUGCACAGAUGUGAAUAUAGUACUUGAGCUGAGAUAGUAACUGUCUAGUUAGCUGUGCAGUCUCUCUUCCUAUUUGUGUUUCACUCAUUUCCUGCUAACUCCUCUAUCCUCCCCUCAGCGUAGAAUUGUAUGGGAUGAUGUAAUCUUAUCCUUGAGAACAGAGUCAUCCUGGCCUCAACAAAAGGAAUUUAUAAUACAUUUCAGAGUCAGUCACUUUGCAAAAUAGUGGAUUGGAAGAAACAGCUGAUAACUCUAAAACAAGGCAAUUUUCUCUGAUAAGAUACAUUAUAAAGUUUUGUAUGAUUGCUUGUACUAUUGGUUUAUGAAAAGUUGUGUGAAAAGUUAGUGACUAUUUAACGUUAAAGAGGUCUGUUUGCAGUUUUGUCAAUGUAAAACACAAAUAUCUGCUAUUAAUCAAUAUAGUGCCAUAAAAAUAACUUCUAUCUCUUGGCUGUAUGAUACAGCCAUCACUCUGAGCAGAGGGGAUGGGCUGUAGAGGUGUUCAUGCACAGAGCCUGAAGCACUGCAUUCUACGAACCCACCCCAAUGCAGGUGUGGGAGUGGUGCCUGCGGCAUCUAUUAACAGAAGCAACUGUCUACCUAUGUCCAUUAGCAGUUUUGGAUUGACAAAACCGCUGUCAGACUCCCUUUAGGUAGUACUUUGAAGCUACAUUGUAAUAAGAAUAUAUCUAUUAUCCAAACUGCCUUAUUGCAUCAUUUAUAAUUAUAGUAGACUGCAGAAGGCACAUAAAGAGAGCCACUGGGAAUUAUGAUUUCAGCCUGCCAAAUUACACAAUUCACUUUUAAAAGGGUUAUGCCAUGAUUAAAAGGGAAAAAACGAAAAUCAGACAUCAUAUAGUACAUGAUAAUCUCUUUCUAACAAAGUUACAAGCAGCCGUGUACCUCACAUGGAACCAGAGAUCUCUCAAUGAAUUGCUCCAUUUAUUCUGAUUGCUCCAUUUAUUCUGCUGGUUGUCAGCUCAAAGCGUCAUAGCCUUUCUGGUGUAGCAUCUAACAGAAGAUAUGACUGGUGGCAGUUGAAGAUUUAAAGGAAUAGUCCCGUCUCACUGUUACUAAGGCGAGGUGAGACACAGUUCUGACCACCUCCAGGCCGGGAAACAGCAAAGCGUUCUGGUGCUCUGCUGUUUCAGUAGCUCCCAUUGCUGUGUAUGAGAGCUACUGAAACGGUGUAGUACAACAAGCUAUGCUGUUUAUGAGUUAGGGAAGCAUCAUAGCUUGUUGUGCGGCGCUGUUUCAUUAGCUGUCAUGCACGACUAGAGCGCUCAGCUGUUUUCCAGCCUGGAGGUGGUCGGAACGGUGUCUCAUCUUGCCUUAGUAACAGCGAGAUGAGACAACCCCUUUAAGCUGAGUGUGUGCAACCACCUUAGCGGGGUGGACAGAGAAAUAAGGAAAAUAACAAACAGCAGGUGGCGCUAUACAGAUACAUUUUAUUCAAUAACUCAGUAACUAUACUACAUUUUUAAUCACAUGCAAUUACAAAAAGUAUUCAAAUCCAGGUGCUGGUUUAAAAAAUGCUAAAUAUUUUCAUGGCACAAUUCCUUUGAGGCACAUAACUUUGAACAGCCAUGCCUCCACAUGAAUGUUUUUUAUGUUCAAACUUCUAUGUUGGUAUAUUUACAAGGGGAGAGCUUAGUUACCAUAAAUUAUAACAUUCAGUUUGCCUUCAGUUACCACUAGGGAGAGCUUAAGGGCUUUGUGGCUAUUGUUUUUAUUAUGGAAAUUUCUAAUCUUUCUAUGCCUCUUUGUGGCGAUAACUGUCAUUGAAUGAGUAGGACCGCCCACUGGACUCAUGCGCUCAGAAAGAGCAAAUGAAUUACAAGUUAAAUUUAAUCUUUUCCGACCAAACGACAUAUGAAUCUGCUCAGCUCCUCCUGCACUAAACCAUGCUUUCUAUAGAUGGGACUGCAUGUCUUUUAAAACGCAAAAUGUCUACAUAGAAAACAAACGUGAGCCAUAAAAAGACUAAAGCUCUGUUCAUAUUUGCAAUAAAAUGAUGGACACCAUGAGGGAACAUGACAGAUCCCAUUACCAGUCAAUAGGGUCUGUGUGCCAUUUGGUUCUGUCAACUAUAUUUUUGAUAUGACGUCAGUUGUCACAUUUAAACUUGCUUCUCAGCAACUGACUGCAAAAUAUCAGUCUCUGGGCAUAUAAAUUCGAUUUCUACAGAAGAGCAACGCACUUUAUGGAACAAUAAAGUGUCUGAUUUUUACAAUUCCUCUUGAUAAUACAUAAUGUUAAGAUGGCCAGACACAUUAGACAGACAUAGUUUUAUGGUUGAACAACAGUUAAACAAUGGUCUAGACCAACAUGUUUAAGUUACAUUAGUCCAAUCAAUGACACCAGGUGAAGGAUGACAUUAAUGACACCAGGUGAAGGAUGAAGGAUCUUUCUGGGAAUGUUCUUUCAUGGACACAUUGUCUAUGGAUCAGUGACUAUCAGAUUAAUAUUUAAAAUAUGGGCAAUUUUUUUUCCAGAUGAUGACACUCCUUCAUCAGUUGACUUAAAAAGGUUGACAAAUUUCACCCAGCAAAUUAUUAUUUUGGUUGAAAUCAUCUGUGUUGAUGACCUUAAGACUAAUGUGUAUGGCCACCUUUACACCGUCAUCAGUGACUGGACUGUGUCAGCUAAUGCCUUGACAAGAAAGCAUUUCAGAGAAUAAACUCCAUCUUCAGAUUGUGAGACAUUGAUUUAUUCACCCAAGCACACGUUUAUUUUAUGUGUAGCUUCUCAGAAGGUUCUUUUUAAAGGUGUUUUUUGUGCAGUUCUCAAGAAUGGAAACUGUGGUGUUCCGGCUCUGUACACUGUCUACUUCUGCAACUGCGACUGCUACUAAUAUUUGAUAGGUGGGGAGUUCUGGGUAUUGGAGCCCCACCAAUCUCAUACUGAUGAAUGGCAAGUGAUAAAAUAACAAAACACGCAUUAUUUACCUGCUCAAUAACACACUGCUUCAGUGCUGUAGUUUCUGUCCUCUUCAUAUGGUCUUUGUUUACGGGACUGUAGUGUUGACAUCACGUCAACACAUGAUGUCUGCAGCCAGUCACCGGCCUCAAAGGUGCUCUGUCAAAACCCUACUGCAAAAUCUGCAUUUUACAAUUGCAGAUUUUGCAGCUUCACCCUGGAUUUGUGGAUGAAUUCCACCGCAGGGAAAUGUACUAUUACAUGCUGGACAUGGCUAAGCAUGUAAUAUAUGGAAGGACAGUCAAAAGCCACCGCUUGAUAGUGGCAGUUGUUUCUGGCUAAAGGCGGGUAGUCUCAAGUAAGGGACCCCUAUGAUGUUCAUAUCAUUUAAUAGGGCAUGUGCAAAUGGAUUAUUCUGGGGGGGGGACAGCCCUUUUAGUAUUGUUCCUUUCCCUUAUGUGCCUUUAAAGAUCUGUUUUUCACAGAUUUAAUUUUCUAACUUUCAACUUUUCUGAUUGCUUGCUUUGUAAAGCAACACUAAUUUGGACUCUGAUACAUAAAGUGCAACAACAGUGCUCACAUGAUGAUCAGUCAUAUCCCAAAUAUUCUCAGCUGUUGUAAAUUCCUUCCAGUUCUACUCCAGAAUCAUCGAACAAUAUGAAUGACGAUGUCAUCUCAACUAACAUUGUAUCUGAGGGCUUCACAAAAAUGUUCAACAUUACCAUGCUUUGGUAAUAACUGAAAUAAAACAGCUGUUGACUCACUGCCAUAUUCUGUAGAUUGUUUCACUGCUACAAUGUUGAAAACUUGAAAUGCAGAUUGAGGUUUCUACUGGAUAGAAGCCUUGUAAAACAUACAAGAUAGAAUUUUUACUUUUAACAGGUGUGUCUGGCAUUACUCAAAGCAUCUUGGCAUUCUCUGUUUGACUGGCAUUCUCAAACAUUUUAAAAUAACUAUCUUGAAGCAAGAAAUAAAUCUCUUAUUCAUUUAAAAAUGUAUGGCAGACAGCAGUGUGUUGAACCCCCCCCCCCCCUCCCCCCCUCAAUAACCCUUCCAUUUACCUGCCAUUCCAGAGACUUGGCUCAAAAUGGUCUCUGCUGGACCAGAAGUCAUGGAGACCUGCUUUUGUUCAGGAGACUGCUGCUGCUAAUCAAUGGCCUCAGCACUCACCUGCACAACAAUGGCAGUAACAUGCCAUUCUUGCACAUGUCAGGCCUCUGAUUUGGCUGCUGCGGUCUCAUGACCAAAAACAGGCCCCUGUCAUUUCUGGUCCACUAAGGAGGGAGCUAUGGGAAGGUGAGUGAGGGCUUAUGUUUUCAGCAAACUGCUACAAAAAUAGUUGUAUGACUUGUAAGUUAGACCAGGAGCCAACGUUUGGUAAUUAUUCUUAUUGGCCCCCUUUCAUGUUUUGCUCAUAUUUUGCACUUUCAGCAGGAAAUUCUUCUACAAAUUGUUAGGGAAACCAUUAAUGUAUUAUUGCUUGAAAAUGUUGACAAAUGAAAUGAAAGUUACUGAAAAGCUAAUUCAAAAGUAACAAGCACCACAUCUGUUCUUCCUGUCACUUUUACAAAAACAGCAGCUGUAACAGAACAGGAAAAAACAUCAGUAUCUCUAGAAGGAGAGUUUUGUAGCAUUGCUGAGCAGGACCUUUCCAUCUGUUUUGCUUAUAGGAGCUAAAUACCUGUACUUACGGGUAGAUGCUGCCACCUGUUUUUUUUUUUUAAACAUCGUUCCUAUGUCCCACUGUGCCCUUCUGAAGUUUUCGCGCUCAGUAUCCUAAUACUGAGCAUGGGAACAGAGAGGAGGAGAUACCAGGGUUUGUCAAUGGGCGUCUCCUUCUCCCUGGCUGUGUCACCAAUCACAUCAAAGAGCGUCACAGCCAGAGUGGCAGCAUCAGGUAUUUAGCUCCUAUAUGUAAAACAGAUGAAAGGUCCUCUUUAAGGCUUUCCAUGGCUGUAUUAUUUUGGUAAAAACACCUGCCAGAUCUUAUUUUUUAAAGGUGUAAUGUUUUUGAUUUGGGCUUUUAUGGCAUAUUUUAGCAAUAUGCAGCAUGUUCUGCGUGUGCCAUUUUUUCAUACAGGCUUCUCUAUAGGACUUA